UAUAUAGUGCUCUCAUCUUCUCGUCCACUGCCCACCCCACAGUCAUCUCUUUCCCCCUUCCUCCUCCCUUCCCCUUAAGGGGUCCUUCUGUUUUCCCUUCAUAAAUCCCACCGGCAUUGCCAUUUCCCCUUCCAAUUCCUUCACAAAACAUGGAAAUUCCCAUCCUACCCAUUGCUCUGUUUCUGGUAAUUUGUGCCCCCUCUGCCCUGGGCGGCCACGACUACGGCCAAGCUCUGAGCAAGAGCAUUCUGUUCUUUGAAGCUCAGAGAUCCGGCUACCUCCCCCACAACCAGCGCGUCACUUGGCGCGCCAACUCCGGCCUUCAAGAUGGCAAGGCCAGCGGGGUGGAUCUAACCGGAGGAUACUACGACGCCGGCGACAAUGUGAAGUUCGGACUGCCGAUGGCGUUCACGGUGACGAUGAUGAGUUGGAGCAUUGUGGAAUACGGGAAACAAAUGGCCGCUAAUGGUGAACUUGGUCAUGCUCUUGACGCCGUGAAAUGGGGCACCGAUUACCUCAUCAAAGCCCACCCCGAACCCUAUGUUCUUUAUGGAGAGGUGGGAGAUGGGAACACGGACCAUUACUGUUGGCAGCGGCCGGAGGACAUGACGACGGACCGACGAGCUUACAAGAUUGACCCGAGCAAUCCCGGGUCGGAUCUCGCAGGAGAAACCGCCGCCGCUAUGGCCGCUGCCUCGCUCGUCUUCCGCCACUACAACCCCUCCUACGCCAAUGAGCUCCUCUCCCAUGCCCGCCAGCUGUUCGAGUUCGCGGACAAAUACAGAGGAAAAUACGACAGCAGUAUUACUGUCGCUCAAAAGUACUAUCGAUCUGUCAGUGGCUACAAUGAUGAGCUACUGUGGGCAGCUGCUUGGUUGUAUGAGGCAACAAACAACCAAUAUUACUUGAAUUACCUCGGAGAAAAUGGGGAUUCCAUGGGAGGAACUGGUUGGAGCAUGACUGAAUUU
Messenger RNA from Cucurbita pepo subsp. pepo (vegetable marrow), 968 nucleotides. NCBI's taxonomy places the organism in Eukaryota, Viridiplantae, Streptophyta, Magnoliopsida, Cucurbitales, Cucurbitaceae. The record is from RefSeq and is a predicted model, not a curated record.